This is a messenger RNA of Tuber melanosporum (Perigord truffle), 2802 nucleotides long. RefSeq lists its product as uncharacterized. NCBI's taxonomy places the organism in Eukaryota, Fungi, Ascomycota, Pezizomycetes, Pezizales, Tuberaceae. The transcript has 3 exons. Bases 372 to 2462 code for a protein of 696 amino acids. The record is from RefSeq and is a predicted model, not a curated record.
ACUGUAUCCAUCUUCCUCAUCUAUGCAACCCUCCCCUCCUUCACCCACUAAACCAUCUUUACCUUGGUCUCCACAACGCCUUCGACAUUCUAUGGUGAGAUACGGCCGAAAAUAGAAAUCUUUGAGGGGCUUUUAUUUACUUGCCCUUUCUUCCCACGAAAACCCCCAUUGGCUCUCUUUUUCAGCCGCCCCCUUCCUUCAGCUGGCUCCCGCAUUCCUCCUUAACUCUCCCCCACCAACACCCACACCGACACCAACACCUGAAAAUUUCUACACCUUGCUACCUCACGACUCUCUUUCCCUCAAGCAUUUUUAGUAACUUUCAACUUCGCUUCUACCUUUCCUCCAAUUCCACUCUCAUCUCGGCUACAAUGCCUCUAACUCGCAAAUCCACCGGAAUCAAGCCAUCAACCACCUCCACGUACUCCGCUGGAGGUGAAAAAAGUCUCAAACGCCCGAGGAUCACCAAGCCUAUCUUUAUGGAAGUUGGUCCGAAGUUCGGCGGAGGAAGGGGUAAACGUCAAACUUACAUGAUACCUGGCGACGAGGAUGGGGAGGGUGGCACCCCGGCCGGAAUUCGUGCAAACUCUCAGUUUUCCAGCGCCUACGCCAUUAGAUCGCCACCUCAUUCACCACUCCAUGUUACCUCCGUUAACACUGGCACGGUAAUAAGUACGGAAUCCCCUCAAUCUGAUGAUCCAUUGUCGAAUUUAAAUGCGCCAACUAUUGCCGAAACACGAUCUGCGAGACGCACCUUAACCAGAAAAUCCGUUUCAGUUCUCUCCACAAAUACUAAUGAGAAUGGUUCUGUAGCCCCACGCUUCUUUGUUCCCUACGGCCCUGGCGAUGAGCAUAAGAAGAAGAGACGUCUCGACUACACACAAACCGCAGACUCAUUGGAUUACCAUGAUAGCGCUCAGGGCAUGUUGGCCGAGAGGCUCUCUAGGAGUAGAUCGAGGUCUCUUGGAAGGGAUCUUGAACCCCCUAAUAAUAGUGUUGUCGGCGAAGAAAAGACCUCUAUUUCUCUCUCGGGGGACACCAUAUCGUCCUCAUCGUCUCCGCUGUCGCCUUUGCCGUCGUCGAGCAGGUCUUCCCCUAUUUUGAUCGAUGGCGAUUCUCCCCAGAAAGCCGAUCCUUCAAACGAUAAUGGAUCCAACACGCCGUCGCUAGUUAACACUGACCCCACUAACGGCGAUGAUAGCCUUUGCGGGCCUACCGGAGGGAAGGCUAAGGCACCCCCCGUCCCCAGUUGGAAGACUGGAGAAGAAAAGAGAGGAGGAAAGCGCCCGGUAACUUUCAAGAAGGCAACUUAUGGUACAAACGGAAAGGGUGGAUAUAGCACUAUCCCGUAUGCUAAAGAGCUUAUGAAAUCUCAUCCCUUCGCACGUGCGUUGUCCCGGGCCGAGAAACGCCAACAGGAACUUCAAGAGGAGUCAGAAACGGUGACUACGCCUACAGCUGCCCCGCGUGUGGGAAAACGUAAGGAUAAGACUUCAAAGAGAUCUAGCCGCCUACUCCUUGCAACACAUAAGCGUGAUGGCGACCUAUCUCUAGAGGGGGACGAAGAGGCUGUGGCGGAAUCCUCAUUCAUCAAUCCCCGUGAGAAGUUUGGUAAGAAAUCGUGUUUUACAUCCGCCUUGAGAUUUGCUAUUGACUUGGGCAUAGGUUUCGGUGUUAUGAGGGAAGUCAGUCUUAAGAGACUUUCGGAUGAUGAUCUUGAUGGAGAUGAUGAUCUUUCGAGCAAGUCACCGGGACCGGCAAUUGAGGGACGCAAUCUUGCGCAAUCGCCCCCGCCGGGUGCUGAGAAGGGUGUAUGCCAGGGAUGUAACGAACCUCUACCUACCGGUUUCCUCGAUACCUGGAAAAACGGGAAUUUCAGCGAAGGCCAUAUACCGAUGCUCGAGUGGAUGGACAUUUGUACUGAGCAUAAAGCGGUGUCUUUGAGAGAGGAAUGGAUGGAAAGGGGUUACCCUGAAAUCGAUUGGAAGGGAAUGAAAAAGAGGAUCGAAACCCACUACAAGCCUAUCAAAGCCAUUGUACACGGAGAAACUGAAUCCCCAUUCAUGGCCAUCUUCAAGCAGCAAGAGAAGGAUGUCAGAGGCAAUCCCAUUCUCCUCAUUCAAAAAGAUCAUCGCUUGCAAUAUCCUGGAUACUACGGCCCUCGCGGGGCCAACAUCAUGCUACACUGGUUGCUUCGCCGUUUUGGCAAUGAAAUCACCACGCGCAAUAAUGAAACAUCUAACCUGGCUCAUAGUAGCGCUGCGGCAUUCGUUCAGGCUGUUCUCGUCCCUGAGAUGGCCGUCCGCCUUAUCAUGGAGGACAUGAAAAUCACUGAAAAAAGGGCCCGCGAAGUUCUCGAGGAGAGUCGCAGCAUCGGCGAAAUCCUGAAUCUCCAGGAUUACCAGGAAGAUAUCUACGGUACCGGUGGAAAUUGGGUUGACGUGAAUAAUAUCAAAAAUUAAACCACAUCUGCUAUGCCAUUCAAAAGGGGGAUGAGUAACUCUCGUUCCCAUAUCCAAAGCAGCAUGGUCGGUCUUGUUUGCUUUGUUUCACAUUCCUAGCCUCAGGCUCUCAUGAGGUUUGGUGAAUUUUCCUUGUUUAGCGGCGGCGGACUCAUUGUUUUAUACAUGUCUUAUGUUUGGGCGGUAAUUAUGCUUUCUCUUUAAAUCUGUUAUUACUAGAAGCCUUCAAAUGUGUUAUAGCCCACCUCAUGUAUCUUGUACUUUAAGUCUAUGUACCGCCUAUUCACGACUGCAAUGCCAGUCAUAGUACUUUUAACAAAAUAAAAAAAAGUUGAGAAAA